Molecule: messenger RNA, 909 nt
Organism: Didymodactylos carnosus
Lineage: Eukaryota; Metazoa; Rotifera; Eurotatoria; Philodinida; Philodinidae
Source: the annotation of a GenBank genome assembly
AUGGAUUCACGCAAGUAUCAGCAACCAUCUACUCCGCCGCCGCCUUACUAUUCCGUCGUCAAUGAUAAUCGACAGGAACAUCGUUCCGAUCAACAUUCAAAUCGAAAUUAUCCCGAAUCACGUGAAGCGCCCGAUUUCAAUGAGUUCGUCAGACGCUAUGAAAGUUCGAUGAGUGCGCCAGUUGGAGAAGUUACUAAUCCAUAUGAAAAACAAAGGACACGCUGGGAUGAGUUAAAGCAAACAGUAUCGAUUGUUGUCGAUCUGGCCAGUGUUCUUGAUCCUGAUGGUGCUGACGUCUAUUUUCUCAAUCGUGAGCCCAUGUUGCAUGUGCACAAUUCGUCGGAGUUAGAAAACAUCUUUGCUAUGGAACCAGAAGACGACGACCAGUGUAUGGGGUACUUGAACGAUUGGGACAAAAAGAUUCCGAAUCUCGAUGUUGUCGACGACUAUCGAAGUGAAAAGAAGGAGAUUCAAGCCUGCCGUGGCAGAGAUUUGCCAUUCAGUUUCGGUGAUUUCUGUUUUGUAUUGGGUCUCACUACAGCAUGGUCACGACACGGUGGUGGACGGGGUAGAGGUGGUUAUGGUUCCUUUCAACGUAUUUGUCAGUUAGCUCAAUCCAAUGUAACACAAGCCCAAAUACUCUAUAUUCAAGGUCAACUAUUAUUAACAGCAUUACAAGCGAAUAGUUCAUAUACAACCUUGUUAAAUUCCUAUACUCGAACAGUUGCUUAUAUAAAAAAUUCAGCAAAUCAACAGUUAUUUUUUAAUAAUUGUGCAUUAUUUGUUAACGGUUUGCAGCAGUCGAUGAUGCAAGAUAAAACAUUAAGUAAACAAUUAAAAUCGAAUAUUCGACAGCAAUUCACUCAGCUAUUAAUAACUGUGUUUGGCAACAGUCAAUGGUAUUGGUAA